This is a messenger RNA of Pecten maximus, 1913 nucleotides long. Its product is annotated as elongation of very long chain fatty acids protein 4-like. Gene Ontology annotation, molecular function: fatty acid elongase activity. The transcript is spliced from 8 exons. The record is from RefSeq and is a predicted model, not a curated record. Gene Ontology annotation, cellular component: endoplasmic reticulum membrane. Bases 563 to 1372 code for a protein of 269 amino acids. Lineage: Eukaryota; Metazoa; Mollusca; Bivalvia; Pectinida; Pectinidae. Gene Ontology annotation, biological process: very long-chain fatty acid biosynthetic process; fatty acid elongation, saturated fatty acid; fatty acid elongation, polyunsaturated fatty acid.
CCUGGAAUAAUCUUCCGUAGGACAUUGUUUCCACUCCAAAUAUCAGUAACUUUUAUGAUUAGAAUGUCAGUAUGACGAUUUUUGAUUAUGAAUUUAAAAGCAAAUUUUAGUAAUUAACUGUGCAAUAUUAAAGUACGUGAUUAUAAAAUUGUUAUUUUUGUAUAUAUUAGACGGGUCCACUACAAUGUCUUUAUCACUAGAUAUAAUAAGGUCGUUAUUUUUCCAUUUUGGUUACCCAUGCACAUGGAAUCCAUAAGGGACAACUAAAUAUAUGCAGAUAUGAGAGACCUAUAUGCGGCUAAUGUGAUCACGUGAUCAGACUUAUCUCUCGUUGGACCUAGAUAACCGGUGUUGGUAAAUACCCCUUAUACAAAUACCCCGGACUUUGGACUAAUAAAGAGUUAUUUCCCUUAGACCGACAACAACGAUUAGACAACAGAUGAAGCUAUUAUUGACGGAGUUCUCUACGCACGGAUCAUCGUUAUUUGUCUGUGUUUGAGGCUCCAAACACAUUGACACGUCAUCUUUGUUUCUGAGAUUCAGCUGAAUUUGAGAAGACAAGAUGGGGGAAACAUUCAUGGAACAAGUUCAAGACUUUUACAACUCGUCCAUGGCGAGGGGAGACAAGAGAGUAGAGAACUGGCUGCUGAUGGGAAACCCGGCGAUCAUUUCGAUCAUAUUCCUUUCCUAUCUCAUCGUCGUCCUUGCUGGCCCCGCCCUGAUGAGGGAUAAACAACCCGUGCCUCUCAAAUGGGUUCUGCUUCCUUACAAUUUUUUCUGCGUUUGUCUCGCAUCUUACAUGUUUUACGAGUUCCUUGUUACUUCGCUCCUGUCAAACUACAGUUACCUGUGUCAGCCCGUCGAUUAUAGUAACAGUCCACUAGCUAUGAGGAUGGCUAAUGUUUGUUGGUGGUUUUUCUUCUCCAAAGUAAUCGAACUUUUAGACACGGUGUUUUUCAUCAUGAGGAAGAAGUUUGACCAAGUAUCAUUCUUGCACGUGUAUCAUCACUGUACCAUGAUCAUCAACUGGUGGAUGGGGGUCAAGUACAUCGCUGGGGGUCAAGCAUUUUUCAUCGGGAUGUUGAACUCAUUUGUACAUAUCAUCAUGUACUCCUACUACUUCCUGUCCGGUAUUGGGCCACAUAUGCAGAAAUACCUCUGGUGGAAACGCUACCUCACACGACUGCAGUUGAUCCAGUUCGUGGCCUUCGUCAUACAUACGGGAUACAAUUUGGUGAUCGACUGUGAUUUUCCUCAGGGAUUCAACAUCGCCGUUUUCCUUUACUCCAUUUCUCUCAUCGUUCUGUUUGGUAAUUUCUACUAUCGUGCUUACCUUCUCAAACAACGAGAACAGAAGAAGAAAUUUUAUUGAAUUUGAUAUACACAAAUUACUCAAAACAUUCGUGAAAAACUGCUAGUCAAAGAAAGAUUUGUCACACAAAUAUGUCGUACAAUAUUGAAAGUUAAACAGAGUGAUUUCUAAUCUAACCUCAAACCAGCCCGAGUUUCUUUGUCAGCCUUCUAACCACAAUGAGGAAUUGUCAUCCGAGCUGUUCUUGGCGGUUCUGAUAGUAACAGGAAAGAAUUGUAUGUCAUUCACACCAGCAUCUCAUGGCGGUUCUGAUAGUCAUAGGAGAUGUGUAUUCACACUAGCAGGACAAAAAUAGUUAUGCUAAGGAAUAAAAUAACUACUAUCGAUGUUAAUUAGUGUACAUCUUUUGAUUAGUGUAGAGUGUACUCAUUCAAUAAUAUUUUACAAGUAUAUCACAUUUAACUGUCAUAAGGAAAGUUUGAUGUAGGUCCACGUUCUGUACUUUUGUUGUUACCAUUUGAGCCGAAAUCAUCACAACCGGGAAAUGUGUACAACGUCAGUAGCAGUUUACAGUGCCACCAGUAAAAUUAUUGUUAUUUUC